Messenger RNA from Contarinia nasturtii (swede midge), 6316 nucleotides. RefSeq names its product kinesin-like protein KIN-7I. Gene Ontology annotation, cellular component: microtubule. The transcript has 10 exons. The coding region runs from base 255 to 6200 and encodes 1981 amino acids. Gene Ontology annotation, biological process: microtubule-based movement; mitotic cell cycle. Lineage: Eukaryota; Metazoa; Arthropoda; Insecta; Diptera; Cecidomyiidae. The record is from RefSeq and is a predicted model, not a curated record. Gene Ontology annotation, molecular function: microtubule binding; plus-end-directed microtubule motor activity; ATP binding.
UUACCAGUCGACAUUCCAUUCCAAGCCGCCGUUUGUUCAACAAUACACAACGCAUUUUUUCUUCUAUUUCGCAAUUUUCCCAUUUGCAUUAUUGCGUUGCGUAUUUAGUUUAUUAAGUGAUUUUAACAUAUUUGCGGCGUGUGUAAAUGUUGUUCUCGUGUAUUCCGUGUAUAAUUUUAAACUAUAUUUGAACAAACAGACAUAUUUUUGGAUAUUUCAUUGUUAUCGAUGUUAGAAUGAGUCUAUUUUAGAAAAUGGCAAACGUCGACAAUCGAGACAAUUUUAAAGUGGUCAUCAAAUCACGACCUUUAAUCAAACGCGAACGAGACAAAAGUCAGACAAGUCAGUGGAAAAUUGAAGGAAAUACUAUUGAGUGUGUCAAUCCACUUCUGCCAAAUCAACGGUACACAUUCGAUCAUAUUUACGAUGAGAAUUCAACAACACAAGAGUUAUUCGACCAAGUGGCCAAACCGAUUGUCGAGAAGUCAGUGAAAGGUUUUAAUGGCACCAUAUUUGCAUAUGGUCAAACGUCAUCGGGCAAAACAUACACUAUGGUCGGUGACAAGAAAAAUGUUGGAAUCAUUCGAUUGGCGGCUCGACAUAUAUUCGACGAGAUCAUGCAACACAGUGAACGGUCAUUCAUUGUCAAAGUUAAUUAUCUCGAGAUUUACAACGAAAAAGUGUAUGAUUUGUUGGACGAUAGAAGAGAAAUAAAAAUUCAAGAGUUCGCUAAUGGUGAAUUGAAGUUUGGAUGCACCGGAAAAAAUGUCACAACUGAAGAUGAGAUUUUAAAAUGGGUCGACAAUGGAAAUAAUCAUCGAAAAGUUGCCGAAACAAAUAUGAACGUGCAGUCCAGUCGUUCGCAUGCAAUUUUGCAAAUUGGUAUUGAAUCGGUUUUGGAUUGUGAUGGUGCAUCACAAGUAAGCGUAUUGAAUUUGGUGGACUUGGCCGGUAGUGAAAGAGCAGACUCAACUGGUGCGACCGGUGAACGACUUAAAGAAGCUGGCAAUAUCAAUAAAAGUCUUCUAACACUCAGCAUAGUUAUCAAUAAGCUAGGUGAAGAUCCAGAAGUAAGAACGCACAUUGGUUACCGUGAUUCAAAACUGACACGGAUAUUGGCAACGUCACUCGGUGGUAAUGCGAUGACGAUAAUGAUUUGUAAUAUAACAUCAGCUGCGCUGGAAGAAACGAAUCUUACACUUGGAUUUGCCACACGAGCCAAGAAAAUCGAAAAUAAACCAGUAAUCAAUGAGACGGUGAGUGAUGCGGUAGAAGUGAAACGAGCGAAAAAAUUAAUCAUUCAGCUCGAAGCUCAGCUAGGAGAGAAAUUGAAGGAGAUUGCCGAAUAUCAAAAGAAAGAACAAGAAUUGAACAUGCUGAAAAAAAUUAUAAUUGGAGGAACAAAGAAGCCAAAGAAUGUGGUUGCAUUACAACGUCGCAGGACAUGCCCACCAAACACCAUGCCACCGCCAACUCUAUCACAAUCGCCAUUGCCAAGGAUAGUUGAAAAUGCAGCCGAAAGCAGGGCGGUUUGUAACAUGAGAUUUGGUGAUAUGGGCCGUGAAGUUGAAUGCACCGAUGCAGACUGGGGCACCCUAUUGAAUGAAACGCUCGGAAUGCCUUAUGUCGAUAUCGAUGAAGAUGAAUCGGAUUCAGCAUUAUACAAAUUUCCCAGUCGUCCCGAAUUGAAAAAAUCCGUCGAAUCGGAUGAUAGAUCGGUGAAAACACCACAACAACCACAUCAUUCUGCCCGACGGUCAUUGCUCAAAACACCUAAAUCACUCAAAGAAAUCAUGGGAAAAACGAAUGAAACCGAAUCGCAUUCAUCGGUUGCCAGCCCAAUUGCAUUGGACAAAGAAAAACGCAUUCGCAUGCUCGAAGAUGAAUUGGAACAGGCUCGACAUUUCCAUCAAACAGAAUCAAUAGAAUUACGAACAGACAUCAAGGAAAAAUCAAUUGAGAUCACCGCAUUGAGUGCACAGCUAAAUGAAACGCGUCAAAAAAUAAGUGACAUUGAAAGCCGAUUGGUUGUGGCCGAACGUGAAGCAAAAGAAGCCAAAACUGAAAUGGAGUCGGCCGUUAAAGCAAAGAACUUGGCCGAACAGGUGAAAGCAAGCAUUGAAUACGAGUACGAAGAACAUCAAAAUCGUGCUAAACGCCGAGAAAAGGAAUUGGUUGAGCAGCUUGAGCAAGUUGGCAAUGAUGACUCAAUGAAAGUACUUAAACAAAAAUUGGCUACCAUGACGGAAAAGGUUAAGUCAUUGGAAACUCAAUUGUGGCAAGAUGAUCAAAAUCAUAAAGAUGAAUUGGAAAAUAUGAAUGCAAAGCUGACUGAAAAACUUACUGAAGCUCAAGAGACCAUUGAUCGUGCCGAAAUACAAGCGAACAAAUUCAAAACUCUUCAAAGUGAAUACGAUGUCACUUCAUCGCAGUUGGUGGACAUGAUUGAAGAGAAUGAUCAUCUCAAGGGAAAAUGUGAUGACCUGAACAAAGAAAUCGAAGAGUUAAAAGUCAAAUCCGAAUUGGCCUCAACGCUUGCUGUCAACAAUGCCGAUUCAGAAGCUAAACUCAAGACGCUAAUUCAAGCUCAUGCCAACGAGAUACAAAAGUUAGAAGAAAAUUAUCAAAUUGAAUUGCAAUCUCAUGAACAAAUCAAGAGCUCUCUGACGACCGAAAUUGAACAUUUGAAGCAAACCAUCGAUAAUCACUCGACAGAACUAAGAACAUUAGCCGAUAGUCAUCGUGAAGAAGUCAAUGGUUUAACAGAAAAGCAAACAGUAGCAGUUAAAGAGUUUGAAGUUGACAUUGAAGAGCAAAAGAGAGAAAUUUUGGACGUAAAAAUUGAGCAUGAUGAUUUAUUGGCCUAUUGUAGAAAUUUGGAGCAUUCGAACAAUAUGCUCGAGAAUGCUUGGAAUCAGGCACGUAUGACCGUUGAUUGCAUCAUGAAGGAAAUGGAUGUUUUACGCACCGGAUACAACGAUCUGAAAUUGAAAACCUACGAACAAGAGAUUGAACACUUGAAAUUACAGAAAACAAUAAGCGAAUUUGAUGAUACGAUUAAUUUCAGUGUGUUUAACGAUGAUACAGAAACGAUUUCAAUGGGAAAUUCAACAUCAAUAUGCAAUACGCCUCAGGUUAACAUCAGUAAGAGAAGAUCUGGACGCUUUAGUAAUAGUCGAAUGUCUGUUAUGAACGAUUCUAAAAAACAAGACGAAUCGAUAAAUAACGAUUUUACAAUUCAGUUGAAAUCAGCCAACGAGGAGCGAGACAAAUACGCCGCACGAAUUAAAUUGAUUCUAAAGCGAAUUUCAAGCACCGUUGAACCAGAUAUAUCAUCGUCAAUUGAGGAACAUCCAUUCGACGACAAACUGCUUGAUAAAUUUAUCGCCAGUUUUAACGAAUUAAAAGACCUCAAAGUAAAGUGCAAUCUAUUAGAAGAUGCCAAAGACAAAAACGAACAGCUCAUAUGCAGUUUAAAGAAUGAGCUUACGCGAACAGAGAAGGAUUUGGAUCGUGUAUCAAACGAAAUUGCUGACCUCAAAAUAGUCAUCGCAAACUCUGAAAAUACGAACAGUACUGCUCAAGUGGUAUUCGAUCAGAUGAAACGUGAUUUGGAUGAUAAGCUCACCACAAAAGAGGCUGAACUAAAGAAUGCUACGGAUGAGAUCGUCCAGCUAAAAUCGGUCGUUCAUCAAUAUGAACAGAUGAAAAACGAAACUCUAGAGAAACUGCAUAAAAACGAGUGCAAAAUCACCGGAUUACAAGAAGCAAUCGCCAAUCAUGAGAAUUCCUCGAAACAAAAUCAAGAUGAACAGUGCACAAUUGAAUGGGGACUUAACAAUCAGUUGGCUCUUAUGGUGAAGGGUUUUGAUCGUGCAUUAAACGAAAUCUCUGAACUUAAAGCGGUCAUUGCCAGUUCCGAAAAUUUGAAUUCCAAUAACCAGGUCGAAUUCGAAAAAGGCCAACGUGAAUUGGCCGAUAUGCUCGCUCUAAAAGAUGUUGAACUGAAGAAUGCGAUGAAUGACAUCGUUCAGCUCAAAACCGUUGCCGAUCAAUAUGAACGCCUUAAAAAUGAAACUUUAGAGAAAUUGCAUAAGAACGAAAGCAAAAUCACCGAACUGCAAGAAGUAAUUGCCAGUCAUGAGCGAGCCAAAAUUCAAAAUGAAGAAGAAAUGAAUCAAAUUCUUCGUAAAAUUGAUGAUCAAGCCACACUGAAAGAGAAAAUGACAAGUGAAAUCUCUGAAAUCCAGCAUGAAUUGACGGACAAAGAUGCCCAGCUAAUGAGUUCAAUGGAAGAAAUCGCUCAGCUCAAAGCGGUCGCAGAUCAAUAUGAGCGCUUGAAAAACGAAACACUUGAUAAACUGCAGAAAAACGAACGGAAAAUCACCGAACUUCAAGAAGUUAUUGCCAAUCAUGAGCUAUCGGAAAAGCAACAUCAAGUUGAACUGAACAAAAUUGAAAGUGAACUCAAAAACCAGCUUGCGUUACAGGAGAAGGAUUUAGAUGGUGCAACAAAGGAAAUCUCUGACCUUAAAGCGUCUAUUGCCAAUUCGGAACAUUCAGUGCGCAAUAUUAAAGAGGAAUUCGAUAAAAUUCAACGUGAAUUGAAUGAUAAGCUUGUACAAAAAGAUGCUGAACUAAAGGCUUCAUUGGAAGAGAUUACACAGCUCAAAACAGUCGCCGACCAGUAUGAACUUUUAAAGACGGAAACUCUGGAGAAAUUGAACAAAACCGAACGCAAAAUUGCGGAAUUGCAAGAAGUUAUUGCUGAGCAUGAGCAAGCCAAAAAGCAAACUCAAGAUGAAUUCAAUAAAAUUCAAAGUACGCUGAACGACCAAGUGGCGCUGAAGGAAAAAGAGUCAAUGCAAGCGUCAAAGGAAAUUGUUGAGCUGAAAGAAAUCAUUGCCAACUAUGAGCGUUUGAAACAACAAAAUCAAACGAGAAUAAAUGAUCUUCAGCAUCAAAUCAAUGUGCUCGAAGAAGAACAAGAAUGUCUAGAGAAACUGAAUAAAAAACUUCAAAAUCAAGUCAGUGAUCACACAGAAGAGAUGAACGGUGUUCAAAGUAAACUGGCUGCCAUGAAACAAUCAAAGGAGAAACUUGAAUUUGAAAAGCAAAAAUUGGUCGAAGAAAUGAAUGCUGUUAAAGGUAAACGACAUGCAACAUUGGCUGGCACCCAUUCAGAUGCAUGGCAAACACAAAGUCCAAGGCGUCGUGAUAAUCGUGAUGUAGACGUUGAGAGUUUAUUGAAAGAAAAUCGAACAUUGAAAUCAAUGCAAGCGGUGCUCGAAAAUGAGGUGGCCGAAUUCAGAAAGUCCACAAGUACGGUACGAAAGAUAAAACGUCAAAGCAUUCACGAUGAUACACGACGUAUUUCUGGUUUUGAUUCGACAAUGAUUGAUUAUGGCACGCAAACGGAUGCAGUCGACGAGAAAUGUGCCUGCGGCGAUAUGGCUAAACAAAUAACAAAACUGAAGCAAGAAUUGGUCAUUAUCGAAGCAAAAUACGCAACAUUCCGUCUCAGUACGGGCGUCGAUGAAUUACAAGCCGAAGUGAAAACACUAAAGGCCGAACUAUCAGCAACCAAAGGAAAAUUGAGCCGAAUUAAUAUCGACUAUGAAAAUCUAUGCGAUAAACACGAAAAAUUGAAGGUUAAAAACGCUAUCGCUUUGUACAAACCAUCAUUAUCGGAUGCUGCCAUACAGACUGACGUAUCGAAAACAAAUCCAACAUUUAUUGAUCAAAUUGACUUUGAACGUGUUAAUAGAAGAGCUGAAAAAUAUAAAAAAGGCUACGAAGAAGCUGUAACCACUUACAAUUCACUCAAAGUCAAAUAUGAAAAUAUGAAAAUCGAACUUGACCAAAAGUCAAGCAAAUGCAUCGAGACAGCUAAAUUAUUGGAAGAAAUUCAACCGAAAUACACAAACAUGAAACGCAUUUGCAAUCAUCGUUGGGACGAGAUUGAAGAAUUCAAAAAGCAAAUUGCCAGUUUUGAAAAGAAUGAAUUGGAUAUGAAAUCGCAGCUCGAAACCAUGAAAGAAAAUCUGGCCAGUUUCAAAGAAACUACAGAAGAUCUGGCUCGAUAUAAACGAAAAUAUGAAAUGGCAAAGAGUAUAUGCGACAAUCGUAGAGUAGAAAUUGAAAGACUGAAUAAGCUAGUAAAUGCAUCGAACAAUGAAAAUGUCCCCAUCAACAAAUAAUUUGCAAUUCUCUCUUGCUUCCUUUUUUAAUGUGUUUUUUUAGUCCGGUAACAAUAAAAUGAGAAUGUUAUAUGUAUGUUUAUAAUUAUGAAUAAUAUGAUAUCUUCUGGUAAAUU